Mesorhabditis belari is the source of this 258-nucleotide messenger RNA. The record is from the annotation of a GenBank genome assembly. NCBI's taxonomy places the organism in Eukaryota, Metazoa, Nematoda, Chromadorea, Rhabditida, Rhabditidae.
AUGCGGUUAUCGUGCGGGAAAAUCGUUCAAUUCUUGGCCACUUUUUUUACGCUAAUGGCGCUCACCGAGGGGAUGGCCAUAUUCUCGGAUUGGCCGAAUCGAGCCGAUCAGUCGGAUUACCCGGCGGCGGGGCGCGUGGCUCGCACCUCUCGCACCUCUCGCGCCAAUCCACCAUCGUUGAACGUUUAUUGCCUCCUGCACAUGGAGAUUUGCAAUCGAGCCGGCAUGCACUCCAAAAGAUCAAUCGAUACCAUAUUU